AUGAAAUCAGAAUUAUUGUUUUCAUUUGACAUGGAGCAGUUUUUAACCCACUUACAUAUAUCAAAUGGAUUUUCCAAAAAAGUUAUCAAAGAGAACUUAAAAAUAUUUUAUAAAUUAUACAAAUAUCAGUUGUAUGAAGUUCAAUCUCUAGAUUUAUUUGAAUUAUCAAUUAAAACCAAUAAUUUAACAUUUUUAAAAAUAAUUUAUAAAGACUGUGUCAACUCAAAUUGCAAUGGAGCCAAUAAUAAUAGAUAUGAUGAUUAUUUCAAACAUAGAGGGGAUUUAAUCGAUAUUGGUCUAACUUAUGGAGAAAUGGAUAUACUGGAAUACCUCCACGAGAAAAUGUCAAUAAAAAGAUUCAAUACAAUAAAUGCUAUCGAAAAUUGCUGCCAUUCAAAAAAUAAAAGUAUAGCUUUUAAAUUCCUCAUAAACAACCUCAAAUAUGAAAUCAGUAAUCAAGAUUUUAAAGAAAUAACACAAAUUAUAAACCCAUUCACUUUAGAUAGAGACAUCUUAUUACAAAUAACAUCCAAGGCUGACUUAAAUAUAGAAAAUAUAAUUAAAAUUAUAUCAAUUUAUUUAGAAGAUAGUUUUAUUUUAAACUCUGACGUAUCCAUAAAAACAAUCUUUAAUAUAUUUUACAUUAUCAAAAAUAAUAUAAAUCCAAUUCCAUGCAAUAAUCUUCAUCACUUAAUAAACAAAAUAGUUUCAAAACCUACCAAUGGAAUAGAGUGGGGUGAAAUUGACUCACAUCAAGAAAAAGAAAUCAUAAAGUUUUUUAUUUUUGAAUUUUUAAUGGAUAAGGAAAUAAAACCAUAUUGUAAAGAAAAGGAUUUAUUAAAGAUAGGGUUGCAGUAUAUAAUUCACUUUAAAGAGUACGAGCUAAUAAAAUUAUUUAUUGUCCAUAAAAAAAUACCUACCUCAACAUUAAAUGUAUCAGAUAAUUUCAACCAUCAAGAAAUUGAUACAAACAGCUUUUGCUACAAGUACGGUGUUAGAUUUGCAAAUUUUCACCUUUUUCAAUAUAUAUACUUCAACUUUAGAGAGUGUUUUAAUUGGAAUGAUAGAUUAGCCGGAGGAUUUAUAGCAAGUAAAGGAGAUGUUGAACUUAUGAAAUUUAUUCAUGAUAACAAUUUAAAUGAUUUAAUAGAUCCUCAUUUUAUUAUAGAGCACGGAGCUUCAUCAAAUAUAGAAAUGGUCCAUUAUUUAAAUGAAAAAGGAUAUACAGUGUCAUCUCUCAGCUAUUCUGAAUCAUUAAAGCAUGGAAAAGAUGAAAUAUUCCUAUACCUCUUGGAAAAUACAGACAAACCAAUAGAUUUAAAUAUUCAAUCAAUAUCUCACAACUUAAAUAUGCCAAAACUAUUAAAUACAGAUUAA
Molecule: messenger RNA, 1377 nt
Organism: Dictyostelium purpureum
Lineage: Eukaryota; Evosea; Eumycetozoa; Dictyosteliales; Dictyosteliaceae
Exons: 1
Coding region: 1-1377 (458 amino acids)
Source: RefSeq, a predicted model, not a curated record